Athalia rosae (coleseed sawfly) is the source of this 2907-nucleotide messenger RNA. It is a transcript of the gene repo, whose product is annotated as homeobox protein orthopedia B-like. Gene Ontology annotation, molecular function: RNA polymerase II transcription regulatory region sequence-specific DNA binding; DNA-binding transcription factor activity, RNA polymerase II-specific. The transcript is spliced from 3 exons. The record is from RefSeq and is a predicted model, not a curated record. Gene Ontology annotation, biological process: regulation of transcription by RNA polymerase II. Bases 690 to 2015 code for a protein of 441 amino acids. NCBI's taxonomy places the organism in Eukaryota, Metazoa, Arthropoda, Insecta, Hymenoptera, Athaliidae.
CGUGUGGAUCCGCGUGCCGCAUGGCCGCGUAGAUGACGAUGAUCCCGGUUGCGCCUGUGCCUGAAUAUACGUAUAUGUAUGUAUACGCAUACCUAUGCGAUGAUCACAGUAUCGUAUGUACGUACGUUAGAAUAAUGGGCGUCAGACCUAUGCCGUCGCGGCAUUGGUUGCAACGGGGGUGUAAGAGGCGGGGCUGUUCGGAUCUCGUUAAAAUAUAAAUGUGUGUAAGUGUUAUGUUGGAGGUUCAGUGUUACUCCCGUUGGUAGAGAAGUAAGUGUUGUCGAGGCAAGCGACAGAGGCAGACUGCAGAGUUUGAACAAGAUCAGUCGGGCAUCAAGCCCCGGUACAACUAGUUCAGUUCGUUAACUUUGGUUAAAACUAAUCAAAAUUAAUCAUAACCGCAACAAUUGAUCGCAAUUGGUCCAGAUUCCAUUACGCGCCGUUGGCAAUCAUCCACAUUUUUGCAUAUAAUUGCUCGCCGCUAGUUUUAUAAUAAUUUGCGUUCAUUUUUCCCCGGACUCCUAAAACAAAAGUUUAAAAAUUAUUCAAUUAAAACAUAUUGAAAUACCAUCAACGGGAAACCUGCGAGGCUGCCGCAGCAUCCGAUAUUGGGAGAAAAGAUCGGAUAUAAUAAUUUGUUCUCCUCUGAAAAUAGUAAUAAUAAUUAUACUAUUGAUAAAAAUAAUACCAUGGAAGGUGGACCGUUCGACGACCCGAUAUUUUCCGAUUUUGGAAACAGAGGCGGUGGCGGAAGCGUUCACAGCAUCCAAGUUAUGCUCGGUCUUCACGGUGGUCACCACGGCGCAGGUGAUCUACUUCCGCCAGGAGGUCACCUUCAUAAAUUAGAUUCAUCGAAUAGUCCACCGACCCAUCAUCAUCCCCACGUAUCCGUUAGUCAUCAACUGCAACAGAAAGAACUUAAGGAACUUGAAUUAGCCGGAAUGUACGCACCGCUUUCUCAGACCCAGGAAGUAACAACGUCCACAUCUUCUAAUUCCGCAACUCCGACUUCGACGACCCUUCAACAGGGGCUGCAGCUCAAUAAUGCUGUAAAAAGAAAACCGGAUGACCAAAUAAACUCCAUGGGUGCAGUGAGCAGUGAUUCUCAGCCGGCUAAAAAAGACUCGAAAAAGAAGACCGACAAUAAUGGUAUCAAGAAAAAGAAAACCAGAACAACUUUCACUGCAUACCAACUUGAGGAAUUGGAGCGUGCUUUUGAGCGAGCACCCUACCCGGAUGUCUUCGCGCGCGAAGAACUUGCCCUUAAAUUGGCGUUGAGCGAAUCAAGGGUGCAAGUUUGGUUCCAAAACCGUCGUGCAAAAUGGCGUAAACGUGAACCACCGCGAAAAACAGCAAGUUAUAUGACAGCGGGUUCUGCGAGUCCAGGAUUAAGCGGUUCUUUCACAUCAUUAAAUAACACUUUAAAUCCAUUUACCUCAUCGGCAAGUGCUGCGGCUCCACCAGAUGCCUGGGCGUACACUCCUGCCUAUGAUUUAUCACCUCAUUUAAAUCUUCUUAGUCCAACAAACUCGCCUUACACAUCAUCGGCUUUCGGUGGUCCGAGUAACAACGGUUCGGCUUAUUCGUACGCUGCAAUGAUACCUCAGCACGAUGCAUCCCUCUUCUCAGCACCUACAAACAACAGUAUGCGUGUUCACCAGGAUUAUAUGAACGCUAACAACAGUCCACCGCCACAAUUAACUCGUGCAGAUUAUCAGACAAUGGUCAAUACUCAUUCGCCACCAACUCACUUGACGGGUUCCAUGUCCGAGGAUGAACAUCCUGGAAAGCAGCUUGAAUAUGUGAGCGGUCUCAGCCCCGCUGACAAAUAUCAGCAUGAUCAAGGUGAUUACUCCCAGCAGCAACAGCAACAGCAGCAGCAACCUCAGGAUCAAAAACAGGAGUACAAUAUGCAUUCACCUCCGGGUCGGCAGGGUAUGAAGGAUCAAGUUCUUGUAAAAAACGAACCCGGUAGCCAACAGAGUUAUGUGCAGCUACCUCCUUUUUUGAACUGACUCGAACCCUCAGGUUCGAGUCUAGAUUUGAUCACUAAUAAUCUCAUCAUCCAUUUAGAUGUACGUACAUAAAUAAUACGUACUCGACCUAUUAGGUAUUCUCAAUGAUUCACUGUGGAAAAUUAUUAUUCAUUAUUGUUAUCAUUAGAUUAUAAUUAUAUCGAUAAUGUUAUUGAUAUUAUUACCAUUAUUAUUAUCAUACUCUGUCUGAAGACAAAAUGCAGUUUUGCUCCCAUACGCAUAUAAUAUUUCAUGUUUUCGUCUACUACAGAGCAAAGUAAAACAAUUGUGCCAUUCCUUGCCUUUAAUUAUAGUGCCUUAUCUCUAUUACGAUAGCUUAUGAUGUGUAUAUUGAGAAUCCGAAUUUCGCUUGGCCUUAAAAUCAGAUGAUUAACGAUAAUACGUAGUGAAAAUUGAAAAACUGUUUUUUUUUCGUUAUUCUGAAUUGUUAUAUAAUAAUUUGAUCGCCUCGAAUAUAGGUAUUCCAUUACGUAUUAGGUGUAUUAUUACGUAAUACGUUACUGUAAUUUCUAUAAUUUAAAUAUAAAUAUUUUGUACAGCCCUGUUAAGAUGUUGAAAACUUGUGAAACGACUAAAUGAAUGAAUCGAGUUCAUUAUAUACGAUAGUGAUUGUCGUUGCCGUUGAUUUUGAAAAGUGUUGACGUUUUUUUUGGCCAGUUUAUAGUCAUACGCGCCAAAUAUAUAAAGUUAAUAAUUGAAAGUUAGCUUUUUGAUCAUUGAGACUUUUUAAAUAAUGAUUUUAUGAUACCCAUACCGGUAAAAGUCCUUCUGUAGUAAGUAAUUGAAUAACAUUAAUUAUUUUUUAAUAAUCAUUCAUUUAUGUACGUGUAAUCAUUAUCAAUAAAAUACCUGAAACGGAUAUUUAAAAUUA